Molecule: messenger RNA, 1491 nt
Organism: Eucalyptus grandis
Lineage: Eukaryota; Viridiplantae; Streptophyta; Magnoliopsida; Myrtales; Myrtaceae
Product: sec-independent protein translocase protein TatB
Exons: 8
Coding region: 455-1141 (228 amino acids)
Source: RefSeq, a predicted model, not a curated record
CGUGAGCCAGGGUCCCGGUCCCGGGCGUUGUUCGGGGGGUAGAAGCAAAUAAAAAUCUUCCGGAGGCUGAGAAAAGAAAAUUCGGAGAGAAUUUCGCUGAGGUAUCGAUUUUCAGUCAUCAUCUUUCGGAGGCGGUCGAACGUCGCGGGAUUGCCGUCCGGACCAAAUCAUCUCGCAGCCACGUUGGACUGCCCUGCUCGGCUUUCCUUCUCGUUCAUCGUCCGGUGAACCGCGUGGAUGUUCGCCCCUGCCUUCGAUCGGGAGAGCCCGAAAUGGUGCAUUCUCGUUGAAAGCUCCAUUGUCGACUUUCCUUCUCCCCAACGACGAUCUUCCAGGUUCUCUGCGAGACGGUCCGACUCGUAGAUUCCCUUCGGAAUUUGCAUCUCGGCGAGAAGUUCGUAUUCACGGACUCGCGAAGACUGAAGCUGACGACCCCUCGACAGUUGACAGCGAAAUGUUUGGGAUUUCUUAUGGCGAGCUCUUCCUCUUGAUCGGAGCAACCGCUGCCCUUAUUGGACCCAAGGACCUUCCUUUCAUAGCUAGAACCGCGGGCCGGUUGGCAGGUCGAGCCAUUGGGUAUGUUCAAUUAGCACGUGGGCAGUUUGAUUCUAUCAUGCAGCAGACUCAAGCCCGUCAGGUGCACAAGGAUCUACAGGACACGAUGGCCCAGUUGGAAGCCAUACGCCAUGAAAUCAGAAGCAUAACUUUCAUAAAUCCUGGCCCGUUAACUCGAAGGCUGGUGGACGAUCCAAAUAACACCUCUGUUGGCAGCAGUGACAAAUUGCCUGAAGCACCUACGGAAGGAGAUGCACAAAUAACUAACUUCACAAAGGGUUGUGGUACCACUGGAUCCAACCUAACUAAUAUGCAUAGCCAGGCAAUCAAAUAUGCAAAGUUGGCUGAAUCACCGGUGAUUAGGUCUGGUUCACCACAAAGCAAUACUGAGGCAGACAGACUUGAUGAUGAAUCUGGUAUUCCUACCAUUUUGCCCGUGUCAGCUGAAACUGCCGGUUUAUUGCCAAAUCGGAAAGAUGAUGUAAAAGGAUCUGACAUUGUGUUAGAGGCCAUGUUGGAGGCAGAGGUGGCUCACAAUGCCAAAGAAUUUUUCUCUCAACCCCAAAAUCAAAUUAAACAGGAGUGAGAAGGGUGUUAAAAUGUUGGGUAGUGGGGAAGGAAAGGCAUGUCACUUUCGACCAUCAUGUAGAGUUUUUCUUCCUCAUCCAUGGGCGAACAAUUAAUAUACAGGGAGCGUCGUCGGCUCCCUCUCUCAUAAUUGCGGUUCUCACAUGGGUGGGAGUGUGGAACACUUUUGAGAGUGCCUUUUUACACCCCUUGGUUACCUACCUGUUCCGGUUGGAGGUCCUCCAGGCCGGAAAUGGUGCUAGAGCAACGAUAUUGAGCAAAGAAUGGGGAAUUCAAUUCCACCAUAAAGGACAUGAAUCGUUUAUUGUAUAGGUCAGAUAAAUUCAAUGAUUGUUGCAAUCCCCGUUU